CGUCAGCUCAGACCGGCAGCGGACAGAAAUGAUAAAAAUGUGGUUUUAAAAUAUAUUUUUUUUCACUUUUUACCCAGCAGACAGCGCGUGCUUCCCACCACAUGAACCUGCCGGAGAGUUUACGAGCGUUUAACAAGAAGCCAGACAUCAGCUAACUUAGCUCACCGGCUAACUAGCAGCUUAGCUCCGCCGGCUGACAUAAGGAUGGCGUCUGUCUUCAAAAUCCCGAAGAAGAAACAGCCAACAGGUUCUGACUCCACCCAUGUGCACCUGCAGUCACCACUUUCCCGCCUCCAGAGCCCUGCCCCACAACUUAAGGCUUAUGGGGAUCAGUCCAGCAGAGGGGGAGCUGACAGGAUGCAUGCUGGGAACACACUUGGCUCCUCUACAAACAGACAGAGAACGCCGUGUAAACCUCUGUUCAGGAACGUGGUGAAAACGCUGCUGGGACUCACCUGCUCCAACAGAGGUGCAGCAUCAGCAGCCAAUCACAGAUCACCAGGAAGCUCGAGCAGCCAGUCACAGCCGCGACAGAGAGCGGAGUCGUCUUCACUAUGGCGUCCUAAGAGAGCGUCACACCGACUGCUGCAGCCUGAAGUGACCUCAGAGCAUCUGUCUCCACCACAGAAGAAGAAAACUGAUGAAUCCUCUGGUUCGUCCUUGUCAGGUAACAGCAUCUCUGUGGCGUCCGUGGACUCUCUGGCAAAGCUGCGAGGUGAGGAGCAUGCUGGGAGUCGGAGUCCUUCGCCGCUGGGAGCCAGACAGUGGAGGAGAGUCGAGUCAGGAUGGGAUGCCGCUGAGGGGAAGAGCGACUCUCCUCUGAAGAGACACAACUCGUCUGUCUCGGGUUCAGAUCACACGUCAGAGGAUGACUCCGUCUCCCCGUCUACAAACGUCGUCCACAGACCUCCCUCCUCCUCCUCCUCCUCCUCCUCCUCCUCCUCCUCCGUCUCCUCGGUGACGGCGCCAGACAGGAGGCGGAGUCUGGACCAGACGGCGUGGAUCGCCGCCGGGAGCAACCUGAUGGAGGAUGUGAGGGAGAAGGAGAGACAGAGGUGGAGGGAGUUCAGAGAGAGGAAGACAAACCUGCAGCUUCGACUGAGGAGGAAACCCAGACAGAGUCCAGCCGAGCCCAUUGUGCUGUCGAGUGAGGAGGAAGAGGAGGGGGAGGACGAUGGAGACGCAGCAAAGAGGACGUCACAGAGCGCCAGCCGGGCGAACCAAUCCCAUGGUGGGAACUCAGACAAGAUGCAGGGUCAACAGGUCUGUUCGUCCAGAGCUGAAGGAGGUCUCGACAAGCCGCUGCUGACGCCACCUUCCUUCCUGCAGCUGGAGUUCUCCUCGCUUCACGCCGGCCUGACACACGCCGACGCCAGCGGGACGAUAAUGAUCACUGAAGACGGCAUCACUGUUCCUCUGAAAGUGUCAGGAUUGGAGCAAUGGGAAGUGACCGUGGUGGCGUCUCAGGUUCGAGGUUAUGGCGUUUGGGAUGGAGGCGUGGCUCAGGGCGGGGCUCUGCUGACCGGUUGGGAAGGUCCGGCCCCCUCGCUGCUCUUCCUGUGGGUGACGGAUGCUCAGGCCAACCUGCUGCACAGAGAGCUGUCGGCCAUGCGGACCUCCACUGCCUCAGGUCCUUCAUGCUCCUUCCUCCUGGUGGUGUUGAAGGAGCAGCUGCAGGAGCUCCAUGCUGCCCUGCUGGCCUCCAUCCUGGACAUGGAGGAGUACAAGAAGGGACGCUCCUCCUCCUCCUCCUCCCCCUCCUCUGGCGGGCCGACCUCCCCUCUGGACUGGACCGACGGGCUUCUGCUCCUUCACAGCUGUCCUCCUCCUCUGGACCAGCACCUCCUGGGACUGUUGGGACACUCUGCAGAGAAGUCCAGGGAGGUGAGGAGCAGUCAGAGGAGUAAGAAGUCCAGCCUGAACUCUUCUGGUCUGCAGCAGCUUCCUACCAGGCUGAUCCAGUAUCCUGCAGCGCCCUGCAGAGGCCGGAUCUCUGUGACGAAGGAGGACCUGGCCUGUUUGGACGGCGGCGAGUUCCUCAAUGACGUCAUCAUCGACUUCUACCUCAAGUACCUCCUCCUGGAGGGAGUCGGCGGCGCUGUAGCCGAGCGGAGUCACGUCUUCAGCAGUUUCUUCUACAAACAACUGAGCAGACGCAGAGUGGCCGGAGAGGACGACACCCCCUCCGUCCCAGAUCGUCACAUGAGGCAUCAGAGGGUGAAGACCUGGACUCGCCAUGUCGACAUCUUCACACAAGACUUCCUGUUUGUGCCUGUCAAUCAAGAAGCUCACUGGUACCUGGUGGUGGUGUGUUUCCCGGGUCUGGAGAAGGUUCAGUACGAGGAGCUUCAGAGCCGAACAGCUUGUUCCUGUGUUCCAGGUGGAUCAGAGCGAGCGGCGGGAAAACCACACAUGAGUCUGAGACCACAACGACCUCCGGAGUGCACUGAGCAGGGCCGUCAGAGGAACAGACUGCUGAAGAGGCCGUGCAUCCUCGUCAUGGACUCGCUGAAGCUGUCGUACCACGAGAACGUCUGCCGACUCCUCAGAGACUACCUGCAGGUGGAGUGGGAGGUGCGCAGGGGGACGCCUCGUCUCUUCACCUCGGACAACAUGAGGAGCUCCAACUGCAGAGUUCCUCAGCAGGACAACAGCAGCGACUGUGGACUGUACCUGCUGCAGUACGCCGAGAGCUUCCUGCAGAAUCCCGUUGUGCACUUCGAACUCCCGGUACAUUUGGACAACUGGUUUCCGCGGCAACGAGUGCGACAGAAGCGCAAGGAGAUCCGGAGUCUGAUAAUGAGGAUGCACGAGAGUCAGCAACAUGACGAAGAAAACUGAGACCAAAAACCAGGAGCCAUUAACUCACCUGUGCAAUAAAUAAUUUAUAUUUUUCUAUAUUAAUUUUACAUGUUGCUAUAAUAAACUUUCUUACUUAAAAUGUUCAAUUGUAACGUUUUGUUCCUCUUUUAUAAAAUAAAAUGUA
Molecule: messenger RNA, 2986 nt
Organism: Seriola dumerili (greater amberjack)
Lineage: Eukaryota; Metazoa; Chordata; Actinopteri; Carangiformes; Carangidae
Gene: senp7b
Product: sentrin-specific protease 7-like
Exons: 22
Coding region: 205-2841 (878 amino acids)
Biological process (GO): protein desumoylation
Cellular component (GO): cytoplasm; nucleus
Molecular function (GO): SUMO-specific endopeptidase activity
Source: RefSeq, a predicted model, not a curated record